GGUGAUCAAGAGGUGGGACGUUCUUUGACCACAGAUGUUAUUCAGCUGAUGCCGAAUCUGAGGAUUGUCCCACUCAGCCAUGGGUCGUCUCUGGAUCCAGUCAUGGACCGGAACACUGUGUGUUCUCCUGAGCUGGGUGUGCUUUGGUCAGAUAGAGGCAGGACCGCAGUACAUGGUCGCCAUACCUGCGGUUCUUGAAGCGGGAGCCACAAACAGAUUCUGCAUCAACCUCAUGCAGCCCAACGAGACUCUGCAGAUGAGAGUCACUCUACAGUCACAUGAGAAAAACACCACCCUCUUCUUAGAUACAACGGACAUUGAUUAUCAGAAAUGUGUCGACUUCAAGGCUCCUGUAGUGGCGGACGAGGCGGUGAAAAUGUUGGAGACUGUGGUCCAGGGAAAAACCUUUUACUCCAGAGAAGUGAGGAAAGUCAAGAUCAAAUCAUACAAACCUGUGACGUUCAUCCAGACGGACAAGCCGCUGUACCUCCCUGGACAGACAGUGUACUUCCGAGUUGUCUCCAUGGACAUCAAGUUUAGACCCGCUAAACAGAUGUACCAAAUCAUCGAACUCCAGGACUCCAACCGCAACCGCAUUGGCCAGUGGCUGAACCAAACUGCAAGCGGCACAAUACUGCAGCUCUCACACGCCUUGAACUCUGAGGCACGUGAAGGUUUCUACCGUCUAGUGGUGAGUACUGCUGACGGGCAGAGAACAGAACAUAGCUUCAAGGUGGAAAAAUAUGUUCUACCUAAAUUUGACAUAACGUUAAAAGGAUCCGAUAAAGUCACCAUCGUUCAGGACAGCUUCAGCUUUGAUGUUUGUGGGAAGUACACAUAUGGACAACCUGUGCCUGGAUCUGCCACGGUGAAAGUGUGUCGCCUUCUGAACCGUUACUUACUCCAUGACAUACCAUGCCACGAGGAGACAAAACAGACUGACAAGACUGGCUGCGCUUCUUUUACUUUACAAAUGUCAACGUUCACCAAACUGGCUGAAAAGGCUGUUCAAGAAGAUAUUGACAUCAGAGCCAAGCUGGAAGAAGAGGGAACAGAAAUUUCUCGGGAAAAAGGCAAAAGAUUAAAAAUCUCUUAUGCCAUUGGAAAGUUGUCUUUUAUUGACACGCCCAAGAUUUUCCACCAGGGGUCACCCGUUGAGGGAAAGGUAAAGGGUGUCUACUACAACAAUACCCCCAUGGCCAACGUGACCUUGUACUUGUUUGAGGGUGUAAGGUGGUCUUCACGCCAUCUCCAGAAUCUCACGACUGACCACGAUGGUGUCGCCUCCUUUUCCAUCAGCACAGACGACCGCAAACAGGACUUGCACCUCCAUGUCAGCAGCACACCGUCUCUGUCCUCUCCUGGUCACAGAGUUCCAUUCUAUGAGUCAGGAGAACAAACUGUGUCCAUGUUUCGAUCACCUUCCAUGGACACAAAGUCUGUGAGUUCUCUGGAGGUUCAGAAGAAGAAAGACGAUAUUCCGUGUGACCAGGACACAGAUAUCUCCGUCCACUACACCAUCGCUGGAGAAGCACAAGGCUCUGCGACUCUUGUAUACCUGGUGUUAGCCAGAGGAGCCAUUGUCAUGCAAGGAGUUAAGGAGGUUAUGAUUCCAAGUGCAUCAGUGGUUAAGGGUGAGAUAACAUUCCCGCUGAGCGUGACCGCAGACAUGGCCCCUGUCGUCCAAGUUGUGGCUUAUACGGUGCUUCCCAGUGAGACGGUGAUAGCUGACAGUGAAGACUUCUCCACACAGAAAUGCUUCAAUAACAAGGCGUCCCUGAGGUUUUCCAUGGUUUCACCUUUACCUGGAGAGCAGGGCAGCCUGCAAAUGAAGGCCCAACCCCACUCACUCUGUGGUGUGAGCGCUGUUGACCAGAGCGUCCUCAUCGAGAGACCCGGGGAGACUUUGGAUGCAGAAAAGAUCUUCAAAUUGCUGCCUCUCACCAAAGCAAGCCACAUCCCUUAUGAUAUUAGAGACCCAGAGGCCUGUCUGCCAGUGAGACCAAAGCGAUCCAUCUUACCUUACCCUGGCCCCGACAGGGACGAUGCUUUCACAGUAUUCCAGAACGUAGGUCUGAAGAUGGCAACAAAUUUGUUCAUCCGAAUACCUCUGUGUAUGUCAUUUAAAGGAAGACUGUAUCGCCUAGAUCUUGGCAUUUUGCCGGAAGUCAGUAGAAUGCAUUACGUGGGAUCAAGUCACUAUGGCGGCGGUCGGCCACCAAUCGUGACUGUCCGUACUUUCUUCCCUGAGACGUGGCUAUGGGACCUGGUGGAAGUUGGAGAGUCCGGUAGCGCAGACGUUCCAGUAACAGUCCCAGACACCAUCACCACGUGGGAGACAGAGGCUUUCUGCUUGUCACCUGAGGGUUUCGGCCUGGCUCCUCGCGAAAAGUUGACCGUGUUCCAGCCUUUCUUUGUGGAGCUCUCUCUGCCCUACUCCAUCAUUCGAGGAGAAAACUUCGACCUGAAGGCCACCAUCUUCAACUACAUGGAUAGUUGCAUCAUGAUUGGUGCAUAUCCUUCACCUUCAACCGAAUACACAGUCACUCCAUACUCUGGUGUGGAGUACACGUCCUGUCUAUGUGGCAACGAGCGCAAGACUCUCCGCUGGGCUUUCUCCGCAAAUUCUUUGGGACCUGUGAACAUCACAGUCACUGCUGAAGCUGUGACUUCCCAUACUUCCUGCAACAAUGAGAUUGUGAGUGUGCCCGAAAAGGGCCGUAUUGAUGUGGUCACACGGUCCCUCAUUGUUAAGGCUGAGGGAACAGAGAUGACAGAGAACUUCAACUAUCUCCUCUGCCCCAAUGGAGGUGAACUGAAGGAGGAAGUUACCGUUCAACUUCCUGAGAAUGUGAUUGACGGAUCUGUUCGUGCUGUGGUGUCUGUCCUUGGUGACAUCCUGGGCAGGGCGAUGCAAAACCUGGAUGGUUUGUUGCGGAUGCCGUACGGAUGUGGGGAGCAGAACAUGGCUCUGCUGGCACCAAACAUCUACAUCCUGCAGUACCUGUCAAACACCCAGCAGCUGAAGCCAGACAUCAAGGAAAAAGCCACCAACUUCCUGACCAGCGGAUACCAGAGGCAACUGAACUACAAGCAUCGCAACGGUGCAUACAGCACCUUUGGCACUGGAACUGGGAAUACUUGGUUGACUGCAUUUGUGGUGAGAUCUUUCGCCAAAGCAAAGUCUUUCGUCUACAUCGACCCUCAGAAGAUUAAAGAGUCCAAGAAUUGGCUGAAGAGCAUGCAGAAGGAAAAUGGCUGUUUCCAACAGUCUGGAAAACUCUUCAACAACAGGAUGAAGGGUGGAGUGUCUGAUGAAGUGACUCUCAGUGCCUACAUUACUGCUGCUUUCCUGGAGAUCAAUGCCAAAGAGGAUGAGGAGGCUGUGAAGAAGAGCCUCCUGUGCCUGAGGCAGUCCACCCAUGACCACAGCAACACCUACACCACAGCUCUGAUGGCUUACGUCUUCACCUUAGCGGGAGACGUCGAGACUCGCAAUCUGUUGCUCCAACACCUUGACAAGGUCGCUGUCAGGGAGGGUGGUUUCCUCCACUGGGAGCAGGAUGCCACUGACAAAUCAUCCUCUCUGUCUGUGGAGAUAAGCUCCUACGUGCUGCUGGCCAGACUCAGCUCCUCUCCCUCCGCUGAAGAUCUGGGCUACAGCAGCAACAUCGUCAGGUGGCUGACAAGACAGCAGAACUACUAUGGAGGUUUCUCCUCCACACAGGACACAGUGGUGGCCCUGCAGGCUCUGGCUCUCUACUCAACACUGGUUUUCAGUCCUGCUGGCUCCAGCUCUGUCACCUUCCAGUCUCCUGGAGGAGAUUUGCUCUUUGAGGUGAACCAGGACAACAAGCUGCUUUACCAGGAGAAGAUGCUGGAACAUUGGUCAGGACAACACAACCUGGUGGUUAAGGGCACAGCCUGUGCGUCUGCCCAGCUUGCUGUCCAUUACAAUGUCCCGACGCCAGUUAUCCCUUCCACCUUGAGAGUUUCAGUUGAAGUCUUGGAUGAGUCCAACUCACUGAGAUCGAAGCUCAAGCUGAGUCUGACGUCGCUGUAUAAUGGAGAGCAGAAUUCCACCAACAUGGUGAUCAUCGACAUCAAAUUGCUCUCAGGAUUUUCUCCUGCUCCUGAAACUCUGAAGAAUCUGAGACAGGCUCUUCUGGUGGACCGUGUGGAGCAUGAAGAUGACCAUGUCCUGAUCUACUUGGAGGAGCUGCCCAAAGACAUUCCCAUCCACCACAGCCUGCAUAUCCUACAGGACGUGCCAGUUGAGAACCUGAAGCCAGCAGUCGUGAAGAUCUACGACUACUACCAGACAACUGACGAGUUCUUAACUGAGUAUACUCUCAAAAAAGCAGAUUAAACUUCAAGUUUCCCCUCCAGUCAGUGCCCAGCUGAGCCCACCACCUGUACUUUACCGAGUCUACAGAUUGACAAUUCUUUGUGUGUCUCCAAUGGAUGUAAACUGUCUGUAAAUGGCGUCUGGGAUGUAAUCGUUGAAUAAAAUCAUGAGA
Messenger RNA from Synchiropus splendidus (mandarinfish), 4520 nucleotides. RefSeq names its product alpha-2-macroglobulin-like. NCBI's taxonomy places the organism in Eukaryota, Metazoa, Chordata, Actinopteri, Syngnathiformes, Callionymidae. Gene Ontology annotation, cellular component: extracellular region. Gene Ontology annotation, molecular function: endopeptidase inhibitor activity. The transcript has 36 exons. Bases 80 to 4369 code for a protein of 1429 amino acids. The record is from RefSeq and is a predicted model, not a curated record.